AUGACAAAGGUAUUCAAUGGGAUGAGUGUGCCACAAUUGUCGGAAAAUACCAAUUACGACAAUUGGUCUUUGCAGAUGAAGGUUCUUCUUGGAUCCCAAGAUGUAUGGGACAUAGUGGAGGACGGGUACAUUGAACCCGCGGAUGAUGAGCAUCAGACUGUGAAACAGAUUGCUGCAUUGAAGAAGACACGAGUGAAAGACAGAUCGACUUUGUACUUUCUGUAUAAUGCAGUGGAUGAAUCUGGAUUCGAGAAAAUAGCUAAUGCAAAGUCAGCAAAAGAAGCAUGGGAAAUUCUGAAGGUGGCAUACAAAGGAGAUACUCGUGUGAUGCAGGUUCGAGUACAAGCUCUCAGAAGAGAGUUUGAACAUAUGGAGAUGGAUGAAAAUGAGGGAAUUGCCGAUUUUAUAGCUCGAGUGCAGAAGAUGGUCAACCAACUCAGAAUGAAUGGAGAAGAGGUUCCUCCUAAUCGGGUUGCGGAAAAGAUCUUGAGAAAUUUGACGGAUGAUUUUGAAAGUAUCGUGGUCACUAUUGAACAGACAAAGGAUUUGUCAACUCUCACUGUGGAGGAGUUAGCUGGAGCCGAGGUCCUGGCGGUAGAUGGCGAGGAGGACGAGGACGAGGUGGACGUGGCCGAGGUAGGAUUAAUGAAGAUCAAACCGAUCACCAGAAUUGGCAUGACCGAAGACAAGGAAAAGACCGAGGAGAUCAGUCAAGAGUGGAGUGUUUUAAGUGUGGCAAGUACGACCACUAUGCAAACGAGUGUACGUCAACAAAGUGCUACAACUGUGGCAAGUUUGGUCAUAUUGCAAAUGGACAUGGAGAGCCCAAUCUCAAUAGUGGAUGAACUGAUCUCGGUAAAAGGUGUGGCAAAUGUGGAAAAGGAACUCAAACAAAAAGAUGAAGAGAUUCAGCGAAUAGGGAGGCUUCUGGAUGAAGCUAAUGAAAUUAGGAAUAAACAGAGGGUUGAACUUGAGGAGUUGAAGAAGGCGGCUCUUGAAAAGGAAGAUAAAGCAUCUAGCGUUUUUGAACUAGAUAAAAAUAGGGAAGAAGAUGAAGAAGAGAUGAAGGAUGAUGAGAUUUCUACCAACUCGGUAUGGUAUCUAGAUAGUGGAGCAAGCAAUCAUAUGUGUGGGAACGAGAACUUUUUUUAUGAAUUCACCAAGGUGGAGGCCAAAUUUGUGUCUUUUGGAGAUGACUCCAAGGUGGCCGUGAAAGGGCAUGGAACAAUUCAGCAUAUUCAGAAUAAUGGACGAGUUGAAGAGAUUAGGGAUGUUUAUUAUGUUCCAGAGUUGAAGAGCAAUAUUUUAAGCAUGGGUCAGAUAAUUGAAAAAGGUUGUCCAAUUGCUUCGUAUCUUUCAGGGUCGUCCGGUCCUACAGUACCACAGCUCAGGUCUUUGGGUAGCAUAGUAGCACCUUCUUCUUUUGCUAGUUUCGUCAUAGAAAAUGUUGCGUCUUUGGGAUCUCUUAUGACAUUUCUUUUUGCAUUCUUUUUUCUAAUAAUAAUGAGCAUCGUGCAUCUUUUCUCAUUUGAGGAGUCAUCUGGUAGAGACGACGGGGAUCUAGCUAGUAGAGCGGGUAGAGCUGUCAACGUUCAUCUCCAAGCUUUGUGUUAUCUUCUUACCUCGAGACAACCAAGCGAGAGGGUAGUUCAGAGCCUCAAUUCCCUUAUAUAUGGUAAAGGGCUAUCAAUGGGAUAA
Messenger RNA from Vigna umbellata (rice bean), 1698 nucleotides. NCBI's taxonomy places the organism in Eukaryota, Viridiplantae, Streptophyta, Magnoliopsida, Fabales, Fabaceae. The record is from RefSeq and is a predicted model, not a curated record.